Molecule: messenger RNA, 3083 nt
Organism: Anopheles merus
Lineage: Eukaryota; Metazoa; Arthropoda; Insecta; Diptera; Culicidae
Product: tripartite motif-containing protein 45-like
Exons: 7
Coding region: 19-2697 (892 amino acids)
Biological process (GO): positive regulation of DNA-templated transcription
Cellular component (GO): nucleoplasm; chromatin
Molecular function (GO): ubiquitin-protein transferase activity; protein binding; zinc ion binding
Source: RefSeq, a predicted model, not a curated record
UCCAGCGGGCGACUGCGGAUGGAGGCAGCCGUCACGGUGCAUGCUCCAUGGGCGAGCCAAGAUUCCGACGGUGAGGAGAGUGAUUGCAAUGACCAUCGGGCACCAUCGGUCAAGGGUCGUCCUGCGUCACCCAGACCACCAAUGCCCGGCACAGCCGUGACCGAAGGGCCCGAUCCGCUGCAACGCUACGUUCGGCUGCAGGAAGAGCACGUCGAGGCGUCCGUCGUAGUGCUAACGAAUGGGACCGGCACUGUUAACACAGGUACUACACUUGAAUCAUUGCCGAAAGGCAGUGGGAAAUUAACUUUCAAUCUAACCCCGGAGCAACUGGGUAUUCGCAACGUGGUUGAACGUGUGGGCCGCACUAGACGAUCUAUUCCCGCCGGCGAAUACCUGCUCUCGCCGGACGCCAGCACUGGGGAGGAAUGUCCGCGAAAGAGUAGCCUGCGGCGCAAUUCAGCGUACAGCAAUCAAUCGGAGAUGGAUAAGCAACUCGCCCUCGAGCUGCAUCCGGAGUCACUUCCGGGCAGUGACGAAGUGUGUCCCGGUCCAGCAGGCACACCGGCCGGCUCGCUGAGGAUGAUGCUGAUGAUGAUACCGUCCGACACUGUACGGCCGGAGGAUGUCGAUGGAUCACGGGGCUCGGUCAGUUCGCGGGUAUCGGUCAGUGGUCAGCUGCCCCGAAGGGCACAACAUAAAUUUGACGAGAUAUCCACAAUCUACGACCACUUCCCGACCGACUUUCUGCCCGACCGGUUCCUGUGCGGGCUGUGCCAGAAGCUGCUACGCGAACCACGUGUGCUAGACUGUCUGCACACGUUUUGUCGGGCGUGCUUGGAGCGGGUUGCCGCGACGGUCACGCACGGUCAGGACAGUGCCCAGUUCUGGCAGCGCGUCAACGAAAAUGCCAGCUUCGAUUGGGACCCUCAAGCAGGCGAUCAGGAAACAGGUAACGGCGAAGCAGUAAAUGAUAAUGUUUCUGGCACAAUCGGCGAGUCACGUUUCGAUCAGCUGCGUGCCUCCUUUCAAAACUUUCGGGAGCAGAACUGUUUGCGAUCACCGGUAAAGUCUGACAAGUGCAGAGACAAAGUUAAAGCUAGGGUAAUAUAUGGUGACAGAGAAAAAGUUCUCGUGUGUCCCACCUGCAAUCAUCCAACGGAGCUACCGGCUGGACCGGGCGGUAUUGGCCAGCUGCCGCAGCACUUUGUGCUGGCGAGGAAAAUCGAGAACAUCAUUUCGCAGCAUUCGUCGUCGCCAGGCUCUUCGCGACACGGUUCGCCCACAAACUGUGCCCCACCAUCAAUCACCUUUGCAAUGUGCGAGCUAUGUUCUGACGAAGUUACGCAACCGGCAACCGUAUCCUGUCAAACGUGUGCACUGAAGUUGUGCAACUUUUGCAGAGAAGCACACCGGCGACAACGUGGCACCGCCUCGCACUGUAUCGUUCGGCUUGGGUUGAACGAGCUGAUGAAAGCGAGGCCUCGACGGACACUGUCUGUCCCGGGGGACUCGUUGCCACGCUCGAUUAAAUGUCCAAUGCAUCCGGAACAUCAAUUAAAACUAUUCUGCACCACUUGCCACCAGGUGAUCUGCGGUGAAUGUAGCACACUGCUGCACCGGGACCACCGCUGCACGACGGUGAGCCGGGCGGGAAAGGUAUAUGGACGAUUUGUGCGGAGUGCCAUCGAACAGACGCGUCCCCUGGAGGACUAUGCAAUGCAGUCGGUGGGUAGGUUGAACGACUUGACCGUACGAAUAAACAGUCGCUGUGAGGCAGUGCAGCAGGAGGUGGACGCGUUCGUGGACGAGUAUGUGGCGGCGCUCGAGGAGCAUCGGCGUACGCUAAGCGAGCAGAUCGGUAACAUUCGCCAGGCAAAGAUGGAGAUGAUCAUGGCCCAGAAGUUGGAUCUUGAGCGGCGUUCCCAGAACUCUCGAGCUGCGAUCGAGUUUGCUGAGGAGCUGAUGACCGAAGGCAGUGAGGUGGAAAAUUUACUCUUCGUCAGCUUACUGCUGAAGCGGUUCGAGCAGUGCCUAAAAUCGACCCGAGCGCUCGACAGCACCGUCACCGAUACGGUGCAGUUCCUCGCGGACGAGGAAGCACCGAACGUGCGGGUGCAGACCGGCGUCCCGCUGUUUGGCAUCGUUACCACCCAGAAAGCGGACCCACAGCAGAGUGGCAUCGAGCAUUCGGCCGGCGAGCUGGCUACCCUGAAGGCACACAAGCGCGUCCAACUAACGCUUAUCGUGCGGGACUACGAAGGUCGUCGGCUGGGUCACGGUGGCAUUACGGUGCAGACGGAUCUCCGCUUUCGGGACGACGAUGAUCACUCAGUACCGAUGACCAUCGUCGACAAUCGGGACGGGUCGUAUGGGCUGACGUUUGUGCCGUCGCGUCCCGGUGUAAUGCAUCUGAUGCUUUUCGUUGACGGAAAGUUGCUGGAGGAAUGUCCGGUUGUGCUGCGAAUCCACAAACUUCGACCACACUACGGCGUGUAUCAUUGCUGUACGUUCUGUUCCAGCAGCGGGUCCAAGGGGGGAACCUGUGCGUGUGGAAGUAUCAUGCCCGGUGGCUACCGGGGCUGUGGCCACGGGCACGAGGGCCAUCCCGGGCAGCGUCAUUGGUCGUGUUGCGGAAGUUUGCAGGAAUACUCCGACUGUACCGCAUCGGUUGGCAAGGAAAGGCAGCACAAUGAAUAAAUUUCCGGAUAGUGGUUUGAGUGUGUUUGCGUAUUUCUUGCGCCAUCUGACGGAAAAUCGUAUUAUUAAGACCGAUGAAGCAAGGCAUGUGCUGGGGAAGUCAAAUAUUUCGUCGUUUGCUUGGCGGCGCAUGAGCAGAAUAUAGCAGGGGAAAAAAGCUACGAACACAACUCGGCAACGCUCAACAGUGCUUAUCUCAUCCAGCAGUAACGCUGCAUGUACACCAGUAAGGUACCGGCGUUCAUUCUUUAUGGACGCGCCCUGCGGUUUGCAAACAUUCAUCAAUUGUUGCUUGUACAGAUACGAUACUGGCUCGAUGCAUUCGUAUGCAACAAACUUGUGACAAUAAAUUGUCCAUCGUCGAUUUUAUUUGUUUUGGAAGCAUU